Molecule: messenger RNA, 4158 nt
Organism: Syngnathus typhle (broad-nosed pipefish)
Lineage: Eukaryota; Metazoa; Chordata; Actinopteri; Syngnathiformes; Syngnathidae
Gene: rab11fip1b
Product: RAB11 family interacting protein 1 (class I) b
Exons: 6
Coding region: 80-3637 (1185 amino acids)
Biological process (GO): regulated exocytosis
Cellular component (GO): intracellular membrane-bounded organelle
Molecular function (GO): small GTPase binding
Source: RefSeq, a predicted model, not a curated record
AUCGCACUGUACUUGUGCAACUUUUCCUGGAGCGGCUGGUUGGUCACAUCUCAGCCGCUCUGUAACUUCAACAGCCGCUAUGUCGUUUCUGGAGCAACCCUGGUGUCCGACCAGCGUCCAGGUGACCGUCCUCCAAGCCCGCGGCCUCAGGGCGAAGGGCAAAGGCGGCACCAACGACGCGUAUGCGCUCAUCCAAAUGGGCAAAGACAAGUUCCAGACCUCCGUGGUGGAGAAGAGCGUGGCGCCUGUGUGGAAGGAGGAAGCCGCCUUCGAGCUGCCGCAGCAGGGCACGGAAGGGGAGCGAGGCACGCUGCACGUCCACGUCCUGCACAGAGCCCUGGUCGGUCCGGACAAGCUGUUGGGUCAGGCCGUCAUCGAUUUGGGACUGCUCGCUCAGGAUAAGAGCCGUAACAAAACUGAAUGGUUCAAGUUACUGGACAAGAGCGGCAAGUCGGAUAAAGACCGAGGCGAGGUGCUGGUGGACAUCCAGUUCAUGAGGAACAACAUGACGGCCAGCAUGUUCGACCUCACCGCCGUGGGCAAGCCUCGAUCCCGUCUGGGCAAGCUCAAGGACAAAGUCCGGGGCAAGAAAAAAGAACCGGAUGCGGUGGCGUUGUCGUUCAGGCAGGUCCUCACUGACAGCGAGGAAGAUGAAGAGGAGAGCGUGGCUGGCGGAGCAGCUGCGGGCGAAGAGAAGAAGAAGAAAGCUAAACUCAAAUCUUUGUUUUCGCACAAGUCCAACUUGCAGAAGAACAUGUCACAGUCCAUGUCCGUCCUGCCUGCCAAGAACUCCUCACUGAGCGGCAGCUUAUCAUCUGGGCUCAAUGUGGAUGCCUCAGAAGGUAAGAAGAAGUUCAAGUUCAUGAAACACAAACGCUCCGGCAGCUCGGACAAUAAAGAGGCGUCUCAGAAACGUGCCGCUGUGGAAAAGAGCAACCUUUGCAUCAACGGCAGUCACGUUUACUGCGAGGAACCGCUGCCUCGCACCACGCGAAUCGGAUCCAACUUCAGUCUGACCAGCUCGGGACACGGAUCCAUGGAAGAUGUUCCGGAAAGCUCCCCGCCGCCCGUCGAAUCGCUUCCUGUGAUAAGGCAGUACACACCCUGGGAGGAGGAGGAGGAAGAAGAAAUGAGGAACGAGGAAGUGGACAACAAGGAGGAGAUGAAAAGGGGAAAAGAGCAUGCGGAGAAAGAGAAGGAGCAGGAGAGGAGAAGACGAGAAGAAGAGGAGAGGGAAAGAGAUGAAGAAAAGGCCAGAAAGGAGCAAGAAGAGGAAGCAAGAAGACAAGAAAUGGAGAAGAGGAGACAGGAUGAAGAAAAAGAGAGGAAAAGAGAGGAAGAGGAGAGAAUGAGACGAGAAGAACUGGAAAGAUUAGAAGAGGAACGGAUGAGACGAGAGGAAGAGGAGAGGGUCAUAGGAGAAGAACUGGAAAGGUUAGAAGAGGAAAAGAGGAGACGAGAGGAAGAGGAGAGGAUGAGACAAGAAGAACUGGAAAGGUUAGAAGAGGAAAAGAUGAGACGAGAGGAAGAGGAGAGGAUGAGACGAGAAGAACUGGAAAGGUUAGAAGAGGAAAAGAUGAGACGAGAGGAAGAGGAGAGGAUGAGAAAAGAAGAACUGGAAAGGUUAGAAGCGGAAAAGAUGAGACGAGAGGAAGAGGAGACGCUGAGAAGACAAGAACUGGAGAAGUUAGAAGAGGAGAAGUUGAGACGGGAGGAGGAAGAGAGGAAAAGAGAGGAAGAGGAGGAAGAGGAGAGGGUCAGAAGAGAAGAAGAGCAGGAACGGUUAGAAGAAGAAAAGCGACGGGAGGAGGAAGAGGAGAGGCUGAGAAGACAAGAACUGGAAAGGUUAGAGGAGAAGUUGAGAUGGGAGGAAGAAGAGAGGAAAAGAGAGGAAGAGGAGAGGAUCAGAAGAGAAGAAGAGCAGGAACGGUUAACGGAGCAAAAGAGACAAGAAGAAGGGAAGCUGAGAAGACAAGAACUGGAAAGAUUAGAAGAGGAGAAGCUGAAAUGGGAGAAAGAACAGCGCAAACGGGAUGAAGAGAAGGCCAGAGAGGAAGAAGAGAGAAUGAGGAGACAAGAAGAACAAGAACGAUUAGCUGAGGAGCAUCAGAGACUUGAAGAAGAGAGGAGGAGGAAUGAAGAGAAGGCGAGAAAGGAAAAAGAGGAGAGAAUCAGGCUGGAGGAGGAGGCCUUGCAAGAGAAAAUUCGAAAGGAGGAUGAGGAGCGUGCGAGACGACGAGAAGAACAAGAGGAGCAACGUAGACUCGAAGAGAGAAGGAAAGAAGAGAAGGCGAGAGAGGAGGAGGAGGAGGAGCGAGUGAGGAGACAGAGAGAAGAGCAGGAACGGUUGGAGGAAGAGGAGCGAGCGAAGGAGGAGGAAAGAAGAAGGGAGGAAGACGAGAAAAUGAUGGAGGAGGAAGCUCGAGAAGCCAAAAGAAAGGAGGAAGAGCAAAAGAGAAAACUUGCUGAAGAAGAGGAACGCCAAAGGGUUGAGGACGCGAGGAGGGAAGAAGAGCAGAAAAAGUUGGAGGAGGAAGAAAAGAAAAAGAGAGCCGAGGAAGAGAAGGAGGAGCAAGAAAGGCGAUGGAAGGAUGAAGAAGAAGAGAAAAGGAGGGAUGACGCAAAGAGGGAUGUUGACAAUCCACAAGUGGAUUCCUCCAAUCCGUUUGAAGAAGAAGUUUCGAAUCAUCCCUUUGAGGACAACAACGCACCUUCUAGGUCAGACCCAACCGUCGUCACCCAAAGUUUGCAAGAGCCUGAGACUUCAACCACAGUCGCUCAACGUGAGAAGCGACCAGCGCCUCAGCCGCCCGGAAAAACUGUAACUUCAUUGAUUACCGAGCAAGUCAAAGACAAGGAGGUGAAAACCGCCAGUGUUCCUCCCCAGCGCUCGGUGAAGACCAUCCCUCCUCGAAGUAGAUCUCCCACAGAUGCGCAAAAACAUAAACGCCCAGCACCGUCAAUACCGAGCACCGAGUCCAAGCCAGAAGCAAACAGCUUGAAUCCAUUUGAUGAUGACGAUGAUGAUGGGAUCGAGUGUGCUGCGCAAGAUCACGUCUCCUCUUCAGUGUCAUGGCCGCCCCCCGUGACCCAAACUCCCGAUCCAGACGCCAAAGUCAAAUCUUCUAAAGUGGCCCGUGCCCCUGCACCUCCCGCCAAGACGGUUGCUGUAUCAAGCACGCAAAGUAACACUCGUACUUUACCCGAUGACGCUAAAACCCAAGCACAGACUUUGGCGCACCGGGAGAGUUUGCCGAAAGAAGCCAAGCCGAGCACGCCGCAGCACGGGCGGGAUGUAGGCGAGAAGAAAGAAGCACCUCCAGCACCGUCGCGCAGACUACAUCCUGUGAAACCGCUCAGUGCUCAAGAACAACAUCCUGUCGUCUCGGAGGUCCAAGGAGACAAAAAGAAAAUGGUGGGAAAUGUUGGUCAAGUUGAGGAGAACACAAAGGUGAAAGUCGGGCCCUACUCGAUGCUCACCCGGGAAGAACUCAUCUCUCUGGUGGUAAAGCAGGAGACGCAGCUUCAGAACAAGGACCGAAAAAUUGCCGAGCUGGAGCGGUACAUCGACAACUUACUCGUGCGCGUCAUGGAGGAACAACCGAGCAUUCUCUUGUCUAUGAAAAAAGUCGUCUAGGUGGGUUUGGCUUUUUUGGCCUACUUUUCCUCUGCAUUUCAAAGCUGAGUGGAAAAUGAGACAGUUCUUUGUUACAAUUGAGCAGUUAUUGACGGUCUUAAACUGUAUUAAAUGUUGCCAACAUAAUUCCUAUCUUAAGAGCAGAAAUUGCUUCUGUCCCUCAUCUUUUGUAAAUGUUUACCUUUUUGAUGGUUCUAGCUCUGCAUUUGUUACAUAUACACGUCUUCUUGCACUGAUUAAAUGUUUACAUGAUCCAAAAAAAAAGCACUUUACUGAGCUUGCGUUAGAAUCUCAACACUGGUUGCAAUGUACUGUUGUAAAGUAUUAACAUAUCUGAGACUAAAACAAAAUGCCAAAUGAAGUGCUGUUUUUCUCUUUCCUAAUUCUCACGCGUGUGUGGAUGAUGCUUUGUCUAUUUUCAAACUGUACAAAAAAAUUGUUGUUUGUAUUUACUGUACAAGAAUAUUGAAUUAUUUUUAGUUCCCAAAAUUGUUACAAGAAUAAAGUAUUUGCGAUAAUCA